This is a messenger RNA of Ipomoea triloba (trilobed morning glory), 5715 nucleotides long. RefSeq lists its product as uncharacterized. Bases 1 to 5715 code for a protein of 1904 amino acids. NCBI's taxonomy places the organism in Eukaryota, Viridiplantae, Streptophyta, Magnoliopsida, Solanales, Convolvulaceae. Gene Ontology annotation, molecular function: nucleic acid binding; RNA-DNA hybrid ribonuclease activity. The record is from RefSeq and is a predicted model, not a curated record. Gene Ontology annotation, biological process: DNA integration. The transcript has a single exon.
AUGGCAAGGUCUGGAUCCAACUCCGGCAAUUCCCACGGUUCACGUGGUAACCGCGCCCCGCCCCGUGCCGGCACUCCUAACGGGACGGCGAGUCGCCAAACCAUGCCUGUGAGGACGACCGGCGACCUCAGGGACGUAAUCAACAGUCACCGUCAGGGCGGACCGGCUCCACCUCCUCUACCCCCAGCUCCGGGCUUUCAGGAGGGGAUGGUCGCACUUCGGCAAGCCACAACGGUGCUGACACAGAUCUUGGAUGGACUUCAGGGGAGCUUGGCGGCCCCACCACCCGGUCCGUCACGACGGGUGGGAGCUCCGAGCACCCGCCAUCCUCCAACCCCCGAACCUCGCAUGGAUGCGGAGGUCAACUCCCCACGACCUUCGGCAAGAAGGGGAGGGGACGAGGCCCCUAGAGGACGACCCACGCAACGUGAGACGGGCGGAGCCCGGCCGGUUCGAGCUACCAAGUCCGCGCUCGGGCGGUUGGGCACGCGGGUCCCGGUUCGUGAACGCCUCGACUUUGGGCCUCACCACGAGGUGCCCGUCGAGGGAUCGGCGUUGCGUCGAGCCCCGAGCGCUGAGCCCCGCGCCGCGUCCCGGCAUGAGCAGGCCUCGCGGAUAGAGCGAUCUGGUGAAACUCGAGGCCGACCCUCGGGAUCUCCUCACAACGAAAUGGAACAGUUGCGCAGACGAUUGGACGAGCUCCAAAGAAGAUUGGAGAUAGGGGAAGGAGCACCGGUGCCGCAGGAGGCACUAACCUCACCCUUCACGGAGGACAUCAUGGCCCAGCCCCUGCCACGAGAUUUGCGCUGGCCGACCAUAAAACUUUAUUCAGGGUCGUCCGACCCUCGGGCUCACAUCAACAGGUACCGGGCGGCCAUCAUGAUGAUGGACGCCAGCGACGCCGUUAUGUGCCGAGGCUUCUUCGCGACCCUGGACGGCCAGGCUCAGGAUUGGUUCACGACCCUACCCGAGGGGUCUAUUUCAUCCUUUGCCGACUUCUCGGGGCGAUUUCUGUCACACUUUGCAGGCAAUAUCCCAAAGAAGAAACAAUUCGCGACCAUGUGCAAGUUGGAACAAGGGAGCACAGAGAGCCUGACCGACUACCUAGCUAAGUGGAAGAAGGAGGCGAGGUCAGUUGACAACUUCGACGAGAACGCGGCCGUGCCAAUCUUCACUAGCAAUGUCAGGUCAGGACCUUUUCAUCGUGACCUCGUCCAGAAUCCGCCAAAGACUUAUGCGGCAUUGCUGGACCGAGCAACGAGGUUCGCGGAGGCGGAGGAGGCCGAGCGGAAGAAGAAGGAAGAGGAGAGGGGGCGUCGAGACAAGGCCCCCCAGGAGGACCGCCGUGCUCCGAGGCCCCCGCGCCAAGGCCCACGGUUGGCCCCACUGCGUUGCCUCACGCCCCUGACACACCCGCUGGCCGCCAUCCUAGAGCAUGCCGAGGUCAUGGGUAUCGUGUCGUACCCGGCUGAGUGUUUGAAGAUCUCGCCCAACGCCGACCCCAACAAAUACUGUCGGUUCCACAGGCAGAUAGGGCACGACACGGAGGAAUGCAUGGUCCUCAAACGCCAGAUCGAGGAACUCAUUCAAAAGGGCUACCUUGGCCAAUACGUAAAACGACCCAGCCAGGGCAAAGCUCAAGGCCCAGGCAACGUUUGGAAAAAGAAGGGUGGUUCCGGGCCACCCGCUCCCGGGUCCCGCAAAAGGGAACUCGACCAACCCGCGGAGGAAGAGGAGAAGGAAUCGGAUGACUCCCACCCCCCCCAGAAGAAGCAAAUCCAUGUCAUAUUUGGGGGGCCGGAAGGGGGAGACACGCAAUCGGAGAGGAAGAAAUGGGCUCGAAGCCUUUACGUAGGGGAAGUCGUCCGUCAGCCACACGAAAAGAAGCCGAGGAGGGAUCCCAUUGUGUUCACGGACGAUGACCUCCCGGAGGGCCCCCUACCACACCGCGACGCAGUGGUAAUCAGGCUUGACAUUAACAACAUUAUCGUGCACCGAGUGCUGGUGGACACGGGGAGUUCGGUGAAUGUCAUGUACCAUGACACAUUCGCCAAGCUGGGCUUGUCGAGGAAGCAGUUGAUGCCGGUGCGGACCCCGUUGGCGGGGUUCACGGGGGAUUCCAUCGAGGCAGAAGGCUCCAUCAACCUGGAAGUGGAAAUAGGCGACCUACCACACGCCAAAAGGUGGGAGGUUGAGUUCGUGGUUGUGAGACUCGGGGGCGCGCACAACAUCAUCCUUGGCCGCCCAGCCUUGGAGGACCUCCGGUGUGUCAUAUCUAUGGAGCACCUGUGCCUGAAGUUCCCCACCCCCACCGGGGUCGGGACAGCGAGAGGAGAUCAGAAGGUCAGCCGGAGCUGUUACCUGAAAGCGUGUCGCCAAAUCGGUAGUAGGGACCUCCAGGUCCACACCAUCGCCGAGAAGGCACUACAAGGCGAGGAAAAUCGGCCCCGUGCCGAACCCAUAGUAGAGACGGAGGAUGUAGUGUUAGACCUCGGACGGCCUGAAAGGGUCGUGAAAGUCGGAACGGGACUGCCGGCCGAGCUACGGGGCCGGAUCAUAGAAGUCAUCCGCCGCUUCAAGGACGUGUUCGCCUGGGGCCCGGAGGACAUGCCGGGACUCAGUAGGGAAGUGAUCACACACAAGCUGGCGGUCGACCCAACGAUUAAGCCGGUACAACAGAAGAAAAGGUACCUCUCGGCGGAGAGACGGGAAUUUGUGAAAAAGGAGGUUAACACCCUCUUGGAGAUCGGGCACGUCAGGGAGGUCUUAUACCCUGGGUGGCUUGCGAAUGUGGUCCUCGCACCCAAACCGCCGACGUGGAGGAUGUGCGUGGACUACACGGACCUCAACAAGGCAUGCCCAAUGGACCCGUUCCCGCUCCCGAACAUCGACCAGCUGGUGGACGAGACAGCAGGCUGCGCGUUCAUGAGUUUUCUCGACGCAUUUCGCGGCUAUCACCAGAUUUUUAUGCACGAGGAGGACGAGGAAAAAACGGCUUUCACCACUCCUGAAGGUGUUUUGGACGAGGAAAAAACGGCUUUCACCACUCCUGAAGGUGUUUUUUGCUAUCGGGUGAUGGCCUUCGGGCUCAAGAACUCCGGGGCCACAUACACGAGAAUGGUCGCCAAAGUCUUUAAAAAGGUGCUCGGCCGGAACCUACAAGCCUACGUCGACGACAUGAUAGUGAAGAGCUCGGAGACCGACCUCCACACGGAGGACUUAACAGAGGUAUUUUCAAUUAUGCGCCAGUUCGAUUUACGCCUAAACCCCAAAAAGUGCACCUUCGGGGUACAUGGGGGGAAGUUCUUGGGGUACAUGGUCUCCAAGAGGGGCAUAGAGCCCAACCCCGACAAGGUGAAGGCCAUACUGGAGAUGGAGCCCCCGAGGUCCCUCCGCGAGGUCCAGCGCCUCAAUGGUCGCUUGGCCGCCCUCGGACGCUUCCUUUCGAGGUCGGCCGAGAAGUCCUUACCUUUCUUCGGGGUUCUCAAGAAGAGUAGCGGUUUUGAGUGGUCGGCCGAGUGUCAGAAGGCCUUCGACGACCUCAAGGCCUACUUGAUGUCCUUGCCUCCCCUGGCUAAGCCAGAGAAAGGGGAAGUCUUAUAUUUGUACUUGGGUAUCUCGCAAGCCGCGAUCAGUUCCGUGCUGGUCCGGGAUGAUGCGGGAGUACAAAGACCCGUGUAUUACGUGAGCAGGGCCCUACGGGGGGCAGAGCUCCGAUACUCUCCAACAGAGAAGGCCAUAUUCGCUGUCGACGCCACAGCAAAAAAGUUAAACCAUUAUUUUCAGGCUCACCCAGUGCACGUACUCACGAACCUACCGCUGGAGGCGGUGCUAAGGCGCGCAGGGUCGGCAAGCCGACUCGUGAAGUGGUCUAUGAGGCUCAGCCAAUUUGACAUCCAUUUCAAGCCUAGACCAACCAUCAAGGGGCAGGCCCUCGCAGACUUCAUAGUCGAGUGCACUGCCCGCGACGCCACAGAGCAGGCAAGGAACGCGGAGGAAGAGUGGUGGACCCUAUCAACUGACGGGUCCUCGAGUAGCAAGGCAUGUGGAGGAGGGGUCGUCUUGGUAACCCCGGAAGGCUUCCGGGCGUAUUACGCCCUCCGUUUCCAUUUUAAAUUAUCAAACAACGAAGCCGAGUAUGAGGCGCUGCUGUGCGGACUCCAACUCGCAGUGAGCAUGAAGGUCGAAAAGCUGAAAAUUCGGUGCGACUCCAGGCUCGUGGUCGGCCAAGUGUCCGGCGAGUUCGAAGCGAACGAGGAGAGGAUGAUCCGGUACCGCGACGUGGUGCUCCGAGUCUUGGGGCAGAUCGCCCAACACGAAAUUUUGCAAAUACCAAGAGAGCAAAACGCAGAAGCUGAUACGCUCUCCAAGCUCAGCCAGGCCACCCCAGAAUACAUCUCGAAAAUUGCAAGGAUAGAGGACCUCCAUAAGUCCAGCUUGGAGGCAUAUCCGGUCAUGCCCGUGCAAAGCCGUCCGCCCUGUUGGUUGGACCAUCUCGUGCAGUACAAGAGGACGGGCACCCUACCCCCGGAUGAGGUCGACGCUAAGGCAGCCAAGAGACGCGCCCCGACAUACGAGCUUAUCGGGGACAUCCUAUACAAGAGGUCCUAUAACGGGGCGUUGCUAAGGUGUUUAUACCCAGAUGAAGCCCGGGCUCUCAUCGAGGAGAUUCACGAAGGAACUUGCGCAGCCCAUCAGGGAGCUUAUACCAUGGCUCGGAGAGCCAUACUUCAAGGCUACUUCUGGCCGGGGAUGGCGAAGGAAUGUGCGGAUUACGCACGGAGCUGCCCGACUUGCCAACAAUUCCAGACCGGCCCGGGCCGACCCGCCACCAACUACACUCCGAUUAGCUCUGUCAUACCAUUCUCAAGGUGGGGCAUCGAUAUUGUAGGAGCCCUGCCCAUGGGCUCGGGCAAGCGAAAAUAUGUCAUCGUCGCGGUGGAUUAUUUCACGAAGUGGGUGGAGGCCGAACCCCUAGCAAGCAUUACCAGCGUCCGGUGCAAAGAGUUCAUAUACUCCAACAUACUAUGCCGUUUCGGGGUGCCAAUGCAAAUCAUUUCCGAUAACGGUCGCCAGUUCGAGGGAAAGGAGUUCAAGUUGUUCUGCCAGGAGUGGCGCAUCACCCACACCCAAGUCUCCGUGGCCUACCCCCAAGCGAACGGCCAGGUGGAGAAUGCCAACCGCACGAUAGUAGACGGGUUGAAGAAGACCCUGGAGGCGGCGGGAGGAGCGUGGGUCGAGAACCUAGAGGCGGUCCUUUGGGCGUAUCGCACCACGCCACGAAAAGCAACAGGCGAGACCCCAUUCGCGCUGUGCUACGGAUUCGAAGCUAGAGCUUCGGCAGAGGCUAUCAUUCCGACGCGACGAAGUGAGGAAUACGAUCCCGAACGCAACGAGGAGCACCACCGGGCUGACCUCCACCUGAUAGACGAGAAACGCGAAGCAGCCAUGGUGCGCGCGGAAAACUACCAAAGACAGGCUAAGGCAUACCAUGACAAAAGAGCACAGCCCCGAUACUUCCAAGUCGGCGAUUACGUGCUAAGGCGCCGCGAAGCCAGCAAGCCCCUAGACGGUGGCAAGUUAGCCAAGCGCUGGGAAGGACCUUACAUAGUUUCAGCCGUGGUCCGCCCCGGCAGUUACAAGCUGAGGACGCCGAAGGGCAAAGAAGUAGAAAGGGUCUGGAAUUCAGAACAUUUAGUUAAGUACUUCCAGUAA